This is a messenger RNA of Candidozyma duobushaemuli, 876 nucleotides long. RefSeq names its product ketopantoate reductase family protein. The transcript has 2 exons. The record is from RefSeq and is a predicted model, not a curated record. NCBI's taxonomy places the organism in Eukaryota, Fungi, Ascomycota, Pichiomycetes, Serinales, Metschnikowiaceae. Gene Ontology annotation, cellular component: cytoplasm. The coding region runs from base 1 to 876 and encodes 291 amino acids. Gene Ontology annotation, molecular function: oxidoreductase activity.
AUGAGGUGUGUGGUAGUGGGUUCCGGCGGCGUGGGCUCCAUGGCUGCCUAUGCGCUUAGCUUGAAUUCUGAAACGACUGCCAUUGUGAGAUCUGAUUAUGAUCAAGUUUCCAAACAUGGCUUUUCCAUCGAUCUGGUCGAUUACGGCACGAUCGAAAGUUUCAAGCCCCAGCAUAUCGCCAGGUCAAUUGAGGAUGCUACACAGCUAGGGAAGUACGAUUAUAUCGUGGUGGAAGAGCUUAUUGAGCCACUAGUUAGCGCGGAAUCGAUUAUAGUGUUGGUGCAAAAUGGCAUUGACAUUGGAGCGCCAUUUGUGGAGAAGUACCCGAAAAAUGUCGUUCUAAGUGGAGUUUCGAUGAUUUCGUCUACGAAUUACAGUGGAAAAAUUACCCACGUCGGUCACGACGAGUUGAUGGUGGGUAUUUUUCAAAACCCUGCUUUGGAGGAUAAGCCUCAGGAAAUGGCUGCGAAAACUUUUGUGGACUUGUACAAGAACGACAAGAACGAUUGCGUUUUCGAUGAAAAUGUAAAACUCACUCGCUGGCGGAAACUCGUCUAUAACGCCACGUUAAACACAGUAUGCACUUUGACAGGUGUAGAUGUGGGGCGUUUGGAGCUUUUUGGCGGUAUGGACCUUGUCAGGAAGGCCAUGAGAGAGGUGCUUAAUGUGGCUAAGUCAGAUGGAGUGGAUUUGCCGGAAGAUAUCAUGGAGUUUAUGAUUCGGUCGGAUGACGGAAACUACUACGAGCCCUCGAUGUUGGUGGAUAUCCGGAAAGGAAACUACAUUGAGUUGGAGGUUAUUUUGGGAAAUGCCGUGAGAAUUGCUGAGCGCAAUGGCGUGGAUGCCCCACUCUCGCAUUGGUGUACGACUUGUUGA